AAUUACGGGCGCAUAACAUAUGGCGGGAGAAUUCACGUUAGAUUGUUUACAAAUAAAUAAUUACUAAAAAUGUCAUCGGCUCUUGACGUAUUAGAAGGGUUAGAGGAUGACAGUGGAGAUGAUACAGAGGCAAUGACUGCUGCUGAUGUUCUACAGAAAUUGGAGGAGGCAUGGUUGAAUGAAAAAUUUGCCCCGGAGUUACUUGAAACAAGGUCGGACUUGGUGGAAUGUAUGUUAGAACAAAUUACACAGAUGGAAGAGAACAUUAGACGGGCCAAGAAAGGUGACUUUAAAGUCAGCUUACAUAGUAUGGAGAUUGAUCGUAUACGAUAUAUUCUCAGCAGUUAUUUACGAUGCAGAUUACAAAAGAUUGAGCGUUAUACAUCUCAUAUUUUAGACGAGGCUGAGGACACAUUAAAGAAGGAUGAAGAUUCAACCAAACUUUCAGAUGAGGAACUUACAUUUGCUAGGGAGUAUGCUCAAAAUAUGGAGAGUCACCUGCAGAACCUUGCUCUUAGACAUAUGCCACAAAAUCUACAGUCACUGAACAGUAAACAGACAGCCUCAAGACCAAAUCUCGACAAGUAUGUUUUUCUGCGGGUCAAUGAGUCUACAGAUGGUGUUUUGGUUGAAGAGGAAACUUUAGAUACUGGUGAAGAGAUUGUUGAUUUAGAAAAAGGUGAUCAACAUAUCAUGCGAUACCGGCCAAUGAUGUCACUUGUCAAUUCUGGGGCAGUUUCUUUGAUAUGAGUUGACUGGCUACAUAGAUCUGAAAAAGAAAAUUGGAGGAUUACACAAACAAAUGGAAAGAUAAAACCACCUGGGAAGCUGGUACACACAUAAUGGAAACAUUGUUUAGAUAUGUAUGCACCUUGCCAACAGCUGUUCAGGAAAUUGCGCAAUGUCUGGAUCAUUUUUAGCAACAUUUUAGAUGGAAAAUAGUUAAAGAUGAUUCAUAGACUUUAUCUGGAAAAAGAUUUUUCUUGGAAAGGUUGUUUUGUCCUGAUAAAUUUGUUGUAUUAUCAUUAUUACUAUUAAAGCAGAACAUCUUA
Molecule: messenger RNA, 1052 nt
Organism: Mercenaria mercenaria
Lineage: Eukaryota; Metazoa; Mollusca; Bivalvia; Venerida; Veneridae
Product: DNA replication complex GINS protein SLD5-like
Exons: 7
Coding region: 70-750 (226 amino acids)
Biological process (GO): DNA-templated DNA replication; double-strand break repair via break-induced replication
Cellular component (GO): GINS complex
Source: RefSeq, a predicted model, not a curated record